AUGUCAUUACAAGACGGCACUGUCGAGAACGGCCCGAAACCGACUUACGAGCACGAUGAGACGGCGAAGCCCACUGUUGAGAAAGAGACUCGACUUGACAUGAUGAAGGAUUGGAUCAAAACGUGCGACGAGCACCAUGGCUCUCCUUGCGUUUUAACCAAAGAGACCAGGGUCAGACUGCCUCCAUGGCUCAUCGACGUUGUGGACGAAUGCGUAGUGCAGGGCGUUGCCGAGCGUUAUGUCACCCUCAGCUACGUAUGGGGCGGAGUAAAGACUUUACAAUUGGUUAAAGACAACAUCGAUCGGUUGACGCAGCAAGGAAGUCUUGCGAAAGAAGUAGUCACCUUACCUAGGACGUUACGAGAAGCUCUGGAAGUUACACGACUUCUUGGGGAACGAUACAUCUUCGUUGACCAGCUUUGUAUCGUCCAGGAUGAUCAGCAGCAUAAAAUGUCGGAGAUUCAGAAUAUGGCAGAUAUCUAUGCCCACUCGUACCUCACUAUCGUCGCCACCGUCGGCGAUACGGCAGACUUUGGCCUGGUUGAUUGCCUCGAUCAAUGGAUACAUCGAUCUCCAUCGGACUUAAUAACCCACGACGUUGACGAUGUUUACCCCUGGGUGCUCGAAAGAAUCGAUGCAAGUGCGUGGAAUCAUCGAGGAUGGUAG
Alternaria viburni is the source of this 666-nucleotide messenger RNA. RefSeq lists its product as uncharacterized. The record is from RefSeq and is a predicted model, not a curated record. Bases 1 to 666 code for a protein of 221 amino acids. The transcript has a single exon. NCBI's taxonomy places the organism in Eukaryota, Fungi, Ascomycota, Dothideomycetes, Pleosporales, Pleosporaceae.